Clunio marinus is the source of this 183-nucleotide messenger RNA. Lineage: Eukaryota; Metazoa; Arthropoda; Insecta; Diptera; Chironomidae. The record is from the annotation of a GenBank genome assembly.
AUGAAAAGCAACAAGGAGAAGAAAGAAAUCCUCAUGAAGGAAAGACGAAUAAAAAUGCAACAUUUACACGAUCUAGAAAUUUAUUGCCAGUUCAUUAUGCUUCAGAAACAAUGUUGUCCAACAAAGAGACAUUUAUUUUAUAUUUCUAAACGAUAUGCUUUUCACGACAAAAAGCUUCAUUAA